Molecule: messenger RNA, 3134 nt
Organism: Leishmania mexicana MHOM/GT/2001/U1103
Lineage: Eukaryota; Euglenozoa; Kinetoplastea; Trypanosomatida; Trypanosomatidae
Exons: 1
Source: RefSeq, a predicted model, not a curated record
CGUCCUCGUCGUCUGCGCCGUCCAGCAGCAGCUCUGCGCCGUCUUCGUCGUCUGCGCCGUCCAGCAGCAGCUCUGCGCCGUCCUCGUCGUCUGCACCGUCCAGCAGCAGCUCUGCGCCGUCUUCGUCGUCUGCGCCGUCCAGCAGCAGCUCUGCGCCGUCCUCGUCGUCUGCGCCGUCCAGCAGCAGCUCUGCGCCGUCUUCGUCGUCUGCGCCGUCUUCGUCGUCUGCGCCGUCCAGCAGCAGCUCUGCGCCGUCCUCGUCGUCUGCACCGUCCAGCAGCAGCUCUGCGCCGUCCUCGUCGUCUGCACCGUCCAGCAGCAGCUCCGCGCCGUCCUCGUCGUCUGCACCGUCCAGCAGCAGCUCUGCGCCGUCCUCGUCGUCUGCGCCGUCCAGCAGCAGCUCCGCGCCGUCUUCGUCGUCUGCGCCGUCCAGCAGCAGCUCUGCGCCGUCUUCGUCGUCUGCGCCGUCCAGCAGCAGCUCUGCGCCGUCCUCGUCGUCUGCACCGUCCAGCAGCAGCUCUGCGCCGUCCUCGUCGUCUGCGCCGUCCAGCAGCAGCUCCGCGCCGUCCUCGUCGUCUGCACCGUCCAGCAGCAGCUCUGCGCCGUCCUCGUCGUCUGCGCCGUCCAGCAGCAGCUCCGCGCCGUCUUCGUCGUCUGCGCCGUCCAGCAGCAGCUCUGCGCCGUCUUCGUCGUCUGCGCCGUCCAGCAGCAGCUCUGCGCCGUCCUCGUCGUCUGCACCGUCCAGCAGCAGCUCUGCGCCGUCCUCGUCGUCUGCGCCGUCCAGCAGCAGCUCCGCGCCGUCCUCGUCGUCUGCACCGUCCAGCAGCAGCUCUGCGCCGUCCAGCAGCAGCUCUGCGCCGUCCUCGUCGUCUGCGCCGUCCAGCAGCAGCUCUGCGCCGUCCUCGUCGUCUGCACCGUCCAGCAGCAGCUCUGCGCCGUCCUCGUCGUCUGCGCCGUCCUCGUCGUCUGCACCGUCCAGCAGCAGCUCUGCGCCGUCCUCGUCGUCUGCGCCGUCCAGCAGCAGCUCCGCGCCGUCUUCGUCGUCUGCGCCGUCCAGCAGCAGCUCCGCGCCGUCCUCGUCGUCUGCGCCGUCCAGCAGCAGCUCUGCGCCGUCCUCGUCGUCUGCGCCGUCCAGCAGCAGCUCCGCGCCGUCCUCGUCGUCUGCACCGUCCAGCAGCAGCUCUGCGCCGUCUUCGUCGUCUGCGCCGUCCAGCAGCAGCUCUGCGCCGUCCUCGUCGUCUGCACCGUCCAGCAGCAGCUCUGCGCCGUCCUCGUCGUCUGCGCCGUCCAGCAGCAGCUCCGCGCCGUCCUCGUCGUCUGCGCCGUCCAGCAGCAGCUCCGCGCCGUCUUCGUCGUCUGCGCCGUCCAGCAGCAGCUCCGCGCCGUCCUCGUCGUCUGCGCCGUCCAGCAGCAGCUCUGCGCCGUCUUCGUCGUCCGCGCCGUCCAGCAGCAGCUCUGCGCCGUCCUCGUCGUCUGCGCCGUCCAGCAGCAGCUCCGCGCCGUCCUCGUCGUCUGCACCGUCCAGCAGCAGCUCUGCGCCGUCCUCGUCGUCUGCACCGUCCAGCAGCAGCUCUGCGCCGUCCUCGUCGUCUGCACCGUCCAGCAGCAGCUCUGCGCCGUCCUCGUCGUCUGCGCCGUCCAGCAGCAGCUCCGCGCCGUCCUCGUCGUCUGCGCCGUCCAGCAGCAGCUCCGCGCCGUCCUCGUCGUCUGCGCCGUCCAGCAGCAGCUCUGCGCCGUCCUCGUCGUCUGCGCCGUCCAGCAGCAGCUCCGCGCCGUCCUCGUCGUCUGCACCGUCCAGCAGCAGCUCUGCGCCGUCCUCGUCGUCUGCGCCGUCCAGCAGCAGCUCCGCGCCAUCCUCGUCGUCCGCGCCGUCCAGCAGCAGCUCCGCGCCGUCCUCGUCGUCCGCGCCGUCCAGCAGCAGCUCUGCGCCGUCCUCGUCGUCUGCGCCGUCCAGCAGCAGCUCUGCGCCGUCCUCGUCGUCCGCGCCGUCCAGCAGCAGCUCUGCGCCGUCCUCGUCGUCUGCGCCGUCCAGCAGCAGCUCCGCGCCGUCCUCGUCGUCCGCGCCGUCCAGCAGCAGCUCUGCGCCGUCCUCGUCGUCCGCGCCGUCCAGCAGCAGCUCCGCGCCAUCCUCCUCGUCCGCGCCGUCCAGCAGCAGCUCCGCGCCGUCUUCGUCGUCCGCGCCGUCCAGCAGCAGCUCUGCGCCGUCCUCGUCGUCUGCGCCGUCCAGCAGCAGCUCUGCGCCGUCCUCGUCGUCUGCGCCGUCCAGCAGCAGCUCCGCGCCGUCCUCGUCGUCCGCGCCGUCCUCGUCGUCUGCGCCGUCCAGCAGCAGCUCUGCGCCGUCCUCGUCGUCCGCGCCGUCCAGCAGCAGCUCUGCGCCGUCCUCGUCGUCUGCGCCGUCCAGCAGCAGCUCCGCGCCGUCCUCGUCGUCCGCGCCGUCCAGCAGCAGCUCUGCGCCGUCCUCGUCGUCCGCGCCGUCCAGCAGCAGCUCUGCGCCGUCCUCGUCGUCUGCGCCGUCCAGCAGCAGCUCUGCGCCGUCCUCGUCGUCCGCGCCGUCCAGCAGCAGCUCUGCGCCGUCCUCGUCGUCCGCGCCGUCCAGCAGCAGCUCUGCGCCGUCCUCGUCGUCCGCGCCGUCCAGCAGCAGCUCUGCGUCGUCCUCGUCGUCUGCGCCGUCCAGCAGCAGCUCUGCGCCGUCCUCGUCGUCCGCGCCGUCCAGCAGCAGCUCUGCGCCGUCCUCGUCGUCCGCGCCGUCCAGCAGCAGCUCUGCGCCGUCCUCGUCGUCUGCGCCGUCCAGCAGCAGCUCUGCGUCGUCCUCGUCGUCCGCGCCGUCCAGCAGCAGCUCUGCGCCGUCCUCGUCGUCCGCGCCGUCCAGCAGCAGCUCUGCGCCGUCCUCGUCGUCUGCGCCGUCCAGCAGCAGCUCUGCGCCGUCCUCGUCGUCCGCGCCGUCCAGCAGCAGCUCUGCGCCGUCCUCGUCGUCUGCGCCGUCCAGCAGCAGCUCUGCGUCGUCCUCGUCGUCUGCGCCGUCCAGCAGCAGCUCUGCGCCGUCCUCGUCGUCCGCGCCGUCCAGCAGCAGCUCUGCGCCGUCCUCGUCGUCUGCGCCGUCCAGCAGCAGCUCCGCGCCGUCCUCGUCGUCCGCG